AUGAAUUGUUGGAAAACUGUUUUGGUCACUGGAGGAGCUGGAUAUAUAGCCAGUCAUUGCAUUGUAGAAUUACACGAAGCUGGGUAUGAUGUUGUCGCCAUUGAUAAUUUUGCCAACUCGGUCACGACACAAGAUGGACAAGCACCCAGUUUGCAAAGAGUUGAAAUGAUAACCAAAAAACCCAUUAAAUUUUAUAAAUGUGAUUUGUUGGAUUUGCCAGCUUUGGACAACGUAUUUCGAAUGCAUGAUAUUGAUUGUGUUAUUCAUUUUGCUGCUAUGAAAGCAGUUGGAGAAUCCAUGCAAAAUCCUCUUCUUUAUCAUAAAAAUAAUUUGGUUGGAACAAUUAAUUUAUUAGAAACAAUGAAGAAACAUGCAUGUUAUCAAUUGGUUUUCUCAAGUUCUUGCACAAUUUAUGGAAAUCCAGAAGAACUACCUAUAACAGAAGAACAUAAAAUUGGAGAUGUGACAAAUGUUUAUGGAAAAACUAAAUAUUUCAUUGAGGAAAUGCUCAAAGACAUUUCAGCAGCAGAUAAGAACUGGAAUAUAAUUUCAUUGAGGUACUUUAAUCCGGUUGGAGCACAUCCGUCUGGAUUGAUAGGUGAAGAUCCAACAAAACCUUUCACAAAUUUAAUGCCAUUUAUGGCACAAGUAGCCAUAGGAAAAUUGCCUAUAUUGCACGUUUUUGGCGGUGAUUAUGACACAGUUGAUGGCACGGGAGUUCGGGAUUACAUUCAUGUAAUGGAUUUAGCAAGCGGCCAUGUUGCUGCACUAAACAAAUUAAAAAAUCAACAUAUUCGAUUAAAAAGUUACAAUUUAGGGACUGGUCAAGGAACCUCGGUUCUUCAAUUGUUAAAAACUUUUGAAAGCGUGACUAAAGUUCCUAUACCCUUCGUCAUUAAAGAAAGAAGAGAAGGAGAUAUUGUGGCAAUGUAUGCCAAUGCUUCAUUGGCUUAUGAAGAACUAGGUUGGAAAACAAAAUAUACACUUGCUGAAAUGUGUGCUGACUUUUGGAGGUGGCAAACACUUAACCCGAAUGGAUAUAGAAGUGGUACUUUUGAAAUCAGUUCAAAGCCAACUGCUAUAUGUUGGCACAACAUUAAAGAUAUGAAUAAAAAAACGAGUAAAAACAACUUUUGCAUUUCAAUAAGGAGAUAA
Messenger RNA from Pediculus humanus corporis (human body louse), 1155 nucleotides. Its product is annotated as UDP-glucose 4-epimerase, putative. The transcript has 6 exons. Gene Ontology annotation, biological process: beta-D-galactose catabolic process via UDP-galactose, Leloir pathway. The record is from RefSeq and is a predicted model, not a curated record. Gene Ontology annotation, cellular component: cytosol. NCBI's taxonomy places the organism in Eukaryota, Metazoa, Arthropoda, Insecta, Psocodea, Pediculidae. Gene Ontology annotation, molecular function: UDP-glucose 4-epimerase activity. Bases 1 to 1155 code for a protein of 384 amino acids.